Ipomoea nil (Japanese morning glory) is the source of this 918-nucleotide messenger RNA. RefSeq names its product replication protein A 70 kDa DNA-binding subunit E-like. The record is from RefSeq and is a predicted model, not a curated record. The coding region runs from base 1 to 918 and encodes 305 amino acids. Lineage: Eukaryota; Viridiplantae; Streptophyta; Magnoliopsida; Solanales; Convolvulaceae. The transcript has 6 exons.
AUGGUCAGGGCGAAACCAGUGAUUUUUACUCUUUGGGGAAAAUAUGCAAAAGGAGAAGGAAUAGAGUUAGAGAAAAAACUUGCAGCAGGCAAGUUUCCUGUAAUUUUCGCAAAGAAGAUUGAGGUGACAAACUACAAUGGUCUCUCCUUGACAACCCGAUAUGGUUCUAUAAUUGACUUUGAUAUUGCAACACCUAAAGCAGAACAACUUGGUCAAUGGGCAUUAUCAAAUUCUGUCACGUUGCAUUCACUUAUUUUGACCAAUGCAUUCAAUGAUGCAUAUCUAAAGCUUGCUGAUUUGUCAAAGGAACCAUUUGUCACCAUUUCAAAUGUUAAGAGUUCAAGUAUCGAGGGGAAGAGAUAUUGCAUCUAUGCAAGUAUAAAAAUUCCAACAAAGGUGAAGAACUUCUAUUACAUUGCAUGUGAUGGUUGUUGGAAAGGAACUGCACAUAGUUUGGGUGAUGAAUUUGAGUGUUCACAUUGUGGAAACUCAAAAGCAAUUGCAAAACCAAGGUGUAUGAUGAGCAUUGAACUUACCGAAACCAAUGAUUCACUUGAGUCUGCACUCUUUGGAAACAUUAUAGAGGAGUUACUUUCACUUUCUGCCAUCGAAUUGGUAGACAUGGACAAGAAGAAUGAGACUGUUGAUCUACAAAAUAUUAAAGAGAAGUUGAGCAAGAAAACUUUCAAAGUAGAACUCCUAUGCAGAAAACAAAAUUUUAGGGGAAGUGAGCAAAUCAAGUAUUCUGUUAUAUCUCUACUGGAAGAAAAGUCAAUCACCACUACUAAAAGGCUCAAGAGAAAAUUGAUAUAUGAUGACACUGAUGAAUACUCAAUUUCAAAUCAGCCUUCAAAUGCUUUUGCAGAUUUAGAAGAUGACAUUACUAAUGAAAAAUCCAAGUUGCUCAAGCUUGGAUAA